AUGUUCUUACGAGUCCUUUUAGCGACCAGCAUCCUAUCUUCUGAAAUGGUUGCCAGUGGAAAUAUUCGCUCUAACACGAUGUACAAGAAGACCCUUAGCAACAAAGAUGCUUUGUGUAACGACGGAACAACAGCAAUUUAUUACAUGGAUGUUCAGGAGCCAUCACAGUGGAUUAUAUUUUUGGAGAGCGGAGCGUAUUGUCUCACAAAGGCUCAAUGUCAUGCACGAUUUGGGAGCGAGUUAACGAACGCUCUAAUGACAUCCAAGUACAUGCCAAGCACAAUCAGUGGGAAGGACUUGCUCUCAACAACUCGAAACGAGAAUAAGUUAUUCUACAAUUAUUCACGUGUUUUGAUACCGUAUUGCAGCAGCGAUGCAUGGCUGGGAACACAAAACAGAGCAUCAAGCAGUGUGGAACAGUUUGUUUUCAGCGGUAAAAUCAUUUUUCAAAGCGCUAUUUAUGAGCUGCUCGACCAAGGUUUGAGCCGAGCGCGUGAGGUUGUUUUAGUUGGGAGCAGCGCGGGAGGGGUGGGUGUGAUCAACCACGUACAAUGGUUACAAGACCUUAUGUCAUCCAGGAAUUUACAUGUUAGUAUUUCAGUGAUCAUAGACGGUGGAUGGUUUUUGAAUUUCCGAGAGAGCAUCACAUUAAAGGUUGCUAAGGAAUUCUACAUCAUCGGUAAGCCGUUAUCAAGCGCAUGUGCAGAUACUACUCAUGGGUAUCCGUGCUGUUUGUCAGCUUCAUGUAUGCUUAAACGGGGAUACUACCCAUCAAACGUGCCAACGCUAUUUGUGUUCAGCAUGUAUGAUAUUUAUAUCAUUGGAGACAUUGUCGCCCGUUUGUCGAAAAGAGUUUCCGUCGCAGAUCACGGUGUGACAGAUCUGUUAACUCUGAUCGAGUCAUAUGGGGGUGCCAUGAACCAAUCUUUGUUUGCAAUUGAACCCAGAUCUUCAAACCUUAGUUACUUUGUGCCCGCGUGUUUUCAGCACACUUUCUUUGGCAUGUCAAGUUUAAGAGAUGAAGGAGAAGCGCUUCACUACAGUCGAAUGUUCAACCAGGGAAAUGCUUUUUUCCGGUGAGUUGUCAGAAUUCUUUCAUUCUCUCGUUCAUUACGUUUUUUUUUUUUCUAUUUCUUUUGGUCGUGCAAUCACUAUACUUCGUGCUUUCGUUUGUGUCUCUGUUUAUUCGGUUUUUGUUGUUCCCUCGUCCCUUCGUUGGUUGAUCAUUUUCUUGUUCAUGUCUUCGUUAUUUGUUUGUUCUUUUGUUACUUAAUUCUUUCGUUCCUUGUUCGUUGGUUCGUUUAUUCGUUCGCCUUUUCGUUUGUUCGUUCGUUCGUUCGUUAGUUCAUUCGCUCGUCAGCUCAUUCAUUCGUUCCUUCAUUCGUUUGUCUGCGCGUUCGUUCCUUCGUUGGUUCGUUCGUUUGUUCGUGUGUUCGCUCCUUCGUUCGGUGGUUUAUUCGUUCGUUCGUUCAUUCGUUUGUUCGUGCGUUCGUGCGUUCGUGCGUUCGUUCACUCGUUAGUUCGUUCCUUUUUUUCGUUGAAAUAGUUGGAGAAUUAAUUUUUUUAUUACAAUAAUUUACUACUUUCUAAAAAAUUUCUCCAGCUUGUCCAAAGUACCCGGAAGUUGGUUGCGUACGACAAUAAGACGUGGAAACGAAAUCAUUAGUUUGCAGUCCACUCUUCAAAAAUGGUUUGAGAAACGUCAUCAAUCUGUGAGAGUGACUGACACCUGUCUUGGACCAAUGUGCAAUCCCACGUGCUCGGAGUCACUUAAAUUUGUGGACACCGCUGUGGACUGGGGAGAGGUGCUCAAUUGGGUUAUUCUAUUCUUGUCCCUGGUACCCACUGGUGUUUGUGUAGCGGUUAAGAUCUGUUUUAUGGUCCAGUUACUUCUCUUGGCACGAAAUAAAAAGCAAUAUCUUGGAGACCAUAAGGAGUCGCAGCAGGUAAAAUUGUACUAGUCAUAAGUUUAUGUUGCAAGUAGGGAUCUACUCCCAUUGACGAGAAUAGAAUAUUCUGGUCGAGCGAUGCGGAUGCAACUCGGCUUUUUCUUGAUGAUUUGCUUGUGAGCGCUAAAAAGCUCAAAAUGGUAUUAUGCUAACUUCCACUUUUGUACAAUUCCGUCAGAAUCGCUCUGUGUCGUCCGCUUUCAAACGCAUUCGUUUCAAAUCAGACGCUUUCGUCAGAUUUCGGACAGUUUUAUCCUAUAUUGGUCCGGUUGCACCCGAUUUCAAACAUUUUCGGACGGCUCUAUUUGAUUUCAGACACGUGUGUCCGAAUUAGGGCGGUUUCAUUCGAUUUUGGCCUGUUCUGUCCGAUUACGGACACGUCCGCCCCGUAUCGGGUGGUUUCGUUUUCGGACAGAUCCGCCUGAUUUCGGAUGUUUCCGUUCAUAGGUGAGUUGUACCCAUACAUGCCAUACAUUUCGAGCCAUAGCCCUUGGUCAGAGAGAAUGGCUCUGACGAAGGACUAAGGACUCGAAACGUCAGCUUUGGAACUCUUUACGGUGGCCAGUUUACAUCAUCAACUCAGUUGAUAAAAUCAAAUUAUCAUACUAAAUGAUAUUUGUCGUCAUUUUUAUUGGGAUUAAACAUAUUGACUAUUUUUAUCUUUUUCAUUUGUUUAAGGUGUCCGGUUAUGAACCUGGCGAGGCAAUAACACUUUUACUGUACUCGUCCUCACAAGUUUCUAAUCAUUCCCCAAGUUUCGAAAAUCUGGAACCAGUUGUCCAAGAAGAUUUCAAAGAACGAUCAAUGAAGGAGGAGGAUACGUUCUCUAAUAAUACAAUAUUUUACCGAACAGCGCAAUAUCUACGUUUAUUAUUUCUCCAAAAUCAUGGGAACGAACAGUUUAAAAACAAUGCGAUUUGCAAAGACGUUAAAUGCUCGGAAAAUAAAGAAAAUAGCGGUUUUUCUCGUUCAACUAUCAAGAAUGAUCCAGAAAGAAGGACAGACGGAAAGAAAGAUUCCUGUAUGUUGAGGAUCAAGAACGCCACAUUGAGCUUCAAACAAGGUGAAUUUAUUGCAAUAGUGGGAAAGCAUGGAGCUGGUAAAACAAAACUACUGAGUCUUUUGAGUGGAAAAUUAAAGUGUGGAUGUAAGCAGGUAAAACACAACUUUCUUCUUAAAAUACCAGGAGUAUUAUCCCGUUUCGAAGAUAAUUCGACAAAAAUUUCAUGAUAAAAGGCAACAAGUAUCGGUUAAGUCCGCGGACAACAAUUAGAUUUUCGCUGCUUCGCUGCUAACUGAAAAAGAAGCCAAAAUAAUCAGUUGCCUUUGAGUUUUUUUCUAUCUUAGCAUCCUUACCUUCGAUUAGUCAGGUUUUCUGACACUCACCUCUUAGAAGGCUCGAAAUCUAUCACACCUGCAAUUUAUUUAAAACUAAAUUUUUGAAAACAGAGUUCAAGUCAGAUACCCUUAACACAAUCUUUAGCUAUCGUCCAUGACAAUUGCUCUGACGACUAAGUUCGAAGAGCGCUUGCGCCAAAACUGGUGCUCAGACCCUUUUUCCGUGUCUUCAUCCGCCAUUUGUAAUUUUUACGCGAAUUACCGCUGUACUCUUGGUCCCAGACUCUGGCUCUCUGUAGCUGGUAUUGGUAACAUCCUGUCAGAAGUCUCUAAUCUCCAUUCUUUCAUUUUACAGAAACAUCUCAAUAUGCAAGGUAGCGCACAAAAGGAAGCUCGAAAUAGUUAUAUUUUUCUCAAUCAAUUUAAGAUGCCUUAUUAUGGAGAGGUUACGGUUAGACAGUAUUUAAUUCUAACCGCUUUGAUGAGAAUGUCCAGAAAAACGAAAACUGCGGUCAAGUUGGAAAGAGUGGACCAGGUGAUGUCCGAGGUAUGUGUAAUUAAAAAAAAGAGAUGGUCGAAAAAAAAUGUUUAAACAAAUAUUGACUAAAGCAUGAAUAAAGAAAUUAAGAGACUUUUCAAACAAAAACGAAACGAGGAGAGUCGAAAGAUAGUGCUUGUGGAUAAAUUUUGUCUGCUACCCGCGACCUUUAUUAAGAUGAAACGGUGUUUAGGAAAAGAGCGAGAUAUUAACGGCGUAUUUCUAUUAUUCUCAUAGAUGAGACUAAAUUCUUUAGCAGAGGAAACGUUUGGUGGGUCGAGUAAAGAGAACCUUACCGACUUACAGGUUUGUUUGUAUUUUAAAGCACAUAUUUACCGAGCGUCGUUAAAAAACCUCAAGCAAUCAAAACAGCCGAUCAGAGUGCUGGAAAAUACCACAGGAAGCCAAUGAUAACUUAAAGAAACAAGAAAAUAUGAAGCGCGGGUUAAGGAGAGUUACAAGAAGUUUUAGUGUUGCAUCUGAUUGGUUGAGAAAGCAGUUCAUGUAUCAGGCGUUGACCAAUCACAAUGAAAAGCAAAGUAAAACCAAUGACUCCUCCCUUCCUCUCUCUAAAAGAGGAUGGCUCUAUCCGUCUAAAAUAAUUUUUUUCCUUUGCUUUGAUGCUUUUUUUCUGUUUGUUUGUUUUUUUCUCUCGUUAAUCUAAUCUCUUUCUCAAUUUUUUCCAGAAGCGCUGUAUGUGCCUGGCAAAUCAGCUCAUUACCAGACCUCGAGUCAUAUUCUUAGAUGAACCUAUUGCAGGUAGAGUAAAGACUGGGUACGACAUAGGAUAUAAGUUAGCUCUAGAGCUCACCAAGGAUGAGAUAUAUCUCGAGCAGCACUGUUUUAACUCAGUGUCAUUCAUUGCUGAUAUUUUCACAUUUUUAGGUCUGGACUCUGCCUCUUCCAUAGAAAUGCUGAACAUUCUAAAACACCUUUGUAACAAUGGACGCCUAGUAAUAAUGACCAUGCAGACUCUACCUGGUAAAACAGCCAUGAUGUUCAAUCAACUGGUUUUAGUUGCUGAUGAACAGGUAAGCGAGGACCCCAACCCCCUCCCCCAUUUUCGAUACAACGUCAUCACUAUGAAGUUUCUCGUUUAUCAAACCAUGACAGUAUUGUAAAUUGCAUGGGACCUCCCAUUAAGCUUCUAUGACAGUCAGACGUUAACUGUGUUCUUAAUUUUGACCCGCCAGGUUAUAUAUUGUGGUGACCCUGCAAGACUCUUAGAUUGCUACGAUCGCGUGUCACAAGAUAAAAGAGGAUUAGAGGGUAAUACAAUCUUCGAUAUGUCUUAGGAUUCGCGCGUUUUGUAUUCUAGUGUAACUUAACCUUCAAACGAUUUUCUUUACCUGCAAUCACGUAAUAUUUUGGAUGCCUUUUUGCUGAGGAAUUCCGUUGACGUAUUUAUUUUCCCUUUUGAUCUAUUUCCGCCAUUUGGAAGACAUUAUUUCAGAUAUUCUGCGAAAUGAGAAGAUGAUAGAGGCCACUUUGUUACAAAAUCAGUCUGAAAAGUGGAGAGAGGACGACUUCCGCUCAAAAAACGCAAAUAAGAAUCUCUUGUCAUCUUCGUCUGAAAGGUAUGUCUGGAACAAACAUUAAUCAAUAACCCCUUUCACCCUAACAUCAGUAUGCGCCAUCUUCAUGCUGUUCUCUACACAUUUCAUAAGGUGCUGAUGGGAAGAAAUUGUUUAACAAUCAAGAGUUGACUUGUCUUGAGUCGGUGAUAUCUUCUUUCAUCCUUGUGACCAUAACGUUUGAUUUAGGGGUGAUAUUGUACUGAAAAUUAGAUGCUAGUCAUUCUUAGGGGUGAAAGGCUUUAAACAACAUUGUAUUUGACUCUGGUCAAUAAAUUAGUGAAGGCUGAUUCUUUGUUUCGCUUCAUAUACUCUUAACAAACUGUCCUUGUUUUUAGUCCAGAAGAUGGUGGAUUCCUUACCAGGCUUUUUGUGAUAGACUACAGAGCCUCGUUAUCGAAUACUUUUGGACAGACAGUGUACCUGCCAAUCAUGUUCCUCGUAUUUGGAGUGACAGCGGGAAUAGUUUAUUGGCAAGCGGAGACGCCGUUACAAAUAAUGACCGCCUACUGCGGUUCGUCUAUUCCCAGUCUCUUAUUCAUGGGCUCGGUUCUUCACAAGCGAAUCAACAAGAAUUUGGAAGUGAGUGAAAAAAAGAGUUUUUUUUAUUGCAGUAUCUAGCUUUAUUUCAAAACUAUGGCGUUUUUUAUUUGAGUAUCACCAGACAGAACCAAAGUAAUAUCCAGAGCGAAAAUAUACGUCAUAGAAUUUCCUCGUAAGGCGACGUCAAGCGCGGGAAAACACAGCUGAGCGACCGAGCCUUGAUUGCUCGUAGAUAUACAUUCUUCGCUCUGACGAAGGGCUAAAGCUGGAAACGUCAGCUCUGGAACUCUUUACGGUGGCCAAUUUACGUUAAGAGUUUAAAGCGCAAAGCGCCACGCAGAAAAACCAGUAUAUUCCCAUAUGUCCUUCCACGCUUUUAUAAAACGAAAACUGUUUCCCUUACAGCAUGAAAGAUGUCCUUUUUACCUCAGAAUGGUCUGCAGAACUAAAGGAAUGUAUUUGUUGAUGAAAUAUUUUGGCUGUUUAAGAGAAGCAUAUAUAGUUUUUAGGACACUAUAAUCGGCACAGAGCUACUAGAAAGUUUGAAUUUGCUCUAAAGAGCAACUUUUCAUUUUCCCUUUUCUCAGAUUCGACAAAUAGAAUCUUCAGAAAACGUCGGUUUCUCAUACGAACACGUGAUGCAGACAUUUCUUAGCACAUCCGCUGCCUAUGUGAUACCAGUGAUCGCAUGCUCAGUUUUGACUUACUUCAUGGUGUUCACGUCAUACAACUGGUGGCGAUUCGUCCUAGUUACAAUUACGUCACUGGUGUUGAACCAAACGUGGAUUGCAGUUUACAUGUUGGCAACUUACAUUACACCGAGUAACGCGUGUCACGCAAGCGGCGUCAUAGCUGCAUUAGGAGGAUUCUCCGGCGGAUUCAUUGUCACAUGGAGUCAGAUGCCCAUAGGGUGGGUAUGGCCGGUUUUAUUUAUCUGGUGAAGCAUUGUUGUUUGACUUACUUUAAAUCGGAUUGGUUGGCAAAUGUUUUUUUUUUCUUCCUUUCUAAAGAAGAGGAAUUCUUAGGGCUUAAAAAGCGAGAGAGAGGUUUUAUAAGAAAGGGACAUUUUGUAAAUUCAAGGUUUUUGACGGACCUAUUUGAGAGGAAUGGAUUAUUAAAGAUCUGAAGUUUCGGACGGAGGGCACGUUAUCGAGGGGUGCUUAUUAAUAAUCUGUGGAUGAAAAAGGGAAGAGUAGCUUAUGAAAAAGGGGCAUUUAAGAUGGGGGGGGGAUUCUAAAGGAGUGAACUUAUCAGAGCGUCAAAGGUAUUCUUGAUAAAUAAUAACUACGUCUCAUUCGGCGCUUUUGUCAUUUCAGGUACAACUUAUUAUUUUACGUCAAUCCUCAGUUCUAUGGCUACUCUGCGAUCACCAAAAUCUUGUUAAAGAACGUUCGAAUGAAAUGUGAAUACGAAUCCACACUGAACUGUAUCAGUAUGGAUGGUAAUGCUGUGUUGGCCAGAUUUGUGUUUGACUCGGUCAAUCCUUAUGGUUAUUUAGUGGUAAGUCCAGAGUUUUCUUAGACUUACUUGAGUUUUACUUGUUAAGUGGGGGUGUUGUAUAACACCAGGAUCUGUUCACAGAACACUUUAGUUAUAACCAUUCACCAAAGUGAAGCGGAGGUGGCCAGUGUUGGAAAUUUACAAGCUGCGAAGCCGCGUGGUAAAUAUCCACUGCUAGCUAUUGACACCGAGGUGAAUAGUUGUUUUAUUAUAAACUAAAACAGUGAGAUAAUAUAGCAAAAAACAGAUGAUUUUAACUCGUUUACUCCUGCAACGAUUACCAUAUUUUUUUUGUUUUUUGGCAUUUUACAAAACAUUACUCUACUUAUAAUACACUACAGGACUCAGUUACAACAACGAUUACAAUAUUCCGGGCGCAAAUCCUGCGCGAGUAGCUCGGAUGUGAAUAGCAAAAGAUAUUCCGAGUUUGAGUAGCCAAUGAGAGCGCACCUUCAACGUUAUCCGCUGAUCUUGUAUUUAACGAUUAUUCGCCGAAGGCAAAGUGAAUAUUGUUGAAUAGCCGCAAUUGCUGGCAGGUGUGGACCAAAAGUGCUGGCUAGUCUGCCAUUUUACCAUUGGUGUUUGUAUGUUCAAGAGGAGCGCAGCUGCUAAAUGUAACCUUUUUUCUUUUAGAUAAUGCUCUGUAUCACAGUGUUAUCGCUGCUUUUUUCCUGGCUAUUGUGUGACGUGAGAACAUCUCGAUGACGUCAUCACGAAGUUAACUACGCGUCGAAAAAAACUGGUGAGAGAUGUUUUCUGUUAAGAAUGAAAAAAGUUCAAGGAAAGAAGUUUUUAUUUCCAUUAUCAUAUGGCCCUUAAAACACCGCGCGCGGUUUUAUUGGAAAAUGUGGUGUAAUAGAAAAUUCCCUUAUGAGGGCCCCACGAGAUGGCAGUAGCAGGUCCCGGGUCGGGAAAAAGACCCGUGGCCCCGCAUGAUGCGAGCUGAAGGAAGGAAGGAAGGAAGGAAGGUGACCAUAACACUCAAUGACAGAGUUAGGGCAGAUCAGCCAGAUGGGAAAAUACUUGGCUCUCGAUCAUGACCACAAGCCAAACAUUUUUGGCGUUCGGCCCUUCCACUCACCCAGCAAUAAGCAGUCUUUUUUUUUUUUUUUUUUUUUUUUUUUUAGGUUAUUUAAGGCCACUUGAAACCUGUCACGUUAUUUUUGUAUUAGGCAAAGUUUCCCAUACCAUUUUUUGAGCAUGAGUUAAUCUCAUUUUUUAAGUUUUUUUGCAUGUCCAUUGUGCUAUCGAUAUACGCAAAGACUUCAUAAUUUUGCUGAACAAUAAAAUUUUCUGACCGAUCGUACUAUCAAUUUUUUUACCUCAAACGCAAAUGAAUUUCAUGAUUUUUGCAUGCUUGCAGUUUGCUGUCUGAACCUUUUCGGCGAUAGAUAAUGAGUUUUUCUUGUCUCUCGACACAGUCGUCUUUAUUACUAAGGACGGUGGUACGAGUUUGCUAAAGCAAACUCUAUCUCGAUGAAUUCGUCAAGAAGGCGUUAAUUUACUUCCUGAAAACCGACAGUUUUUUCGAUUUUGCUCGUGAUUAAGUGAAAACAUUUGUCACAAUUAGGAUAAGGCAAUUUUUAAAGUUGAUAACAAAGACAAAGAGGUGACGGAUUUAAGAUAGUGUAGUUUCAUUGAUGUCGUGCAUUAUACCUAAGAGAAAUAAUUUGUAGAGGAUCGAAAUGAACUUUUGAAAAUGCGUGGAUCAGAUCGUGUGAGUUUUAUCGGCCCAAGUAGAUUUCUCAAGGUCAUGCAAAUCAAGUGUAAUAUCUAAAUGUGAGACGGUUCAACAAUCUCGUUAACCUCAGGGAUAACUGAAUUAGUAUGGUAACCGCAAAGGUCGUUUGAGCAAAAGAGUUUAAAGUCCGCUAAUUCAUGCGCAAGCGGUUAAGAUAAUCUAAUUUGAGGACGCGUUUGUUAUGUGGUUUGUCACGGUGUCGAUUCAUUUGAAUCGGUUGUAGUGGGUCUAUCGAUAUUUCUUCAGAUAAGAAACAAACGAACAGAGAGGGUUACCGAACUUUUUUUUAUUCUACAAACAUUUUUUUAUUCGUGUGUUAAUUAGAUUUUUAAAUUGCUUUUUGUUAUUAACACAUGGAGGAAGGAUUAGCCAACCAAACGUAGUUUUAACAAAAAGAUAUCAAUUUCCAUUGUUAUUAAUAAACGUAUGGUGGAUUAACUUAAAAUAGUUAUAAAAAAAAAUUAAUUAACUUUUUGAUUUGGUUAGAGAAUUUGUACUUUCAGUUUCCGGGUCAGCCGUGCGCACGCAUAAUAAACAGCAUAGAAUCUGAUCGAACCAGGGACCAUUCGUAUUUUUGUAAGAAUGCACUUCAGACUUCCGGUUGGCUCUUCACAAAAUUCAUAAAAGACAGGCCAUAGAGAUGAUAUCUUAUUUGACCCGCGAUCUUAAAACUGCUAAGAUCAGCGAUGUCUAGAACUUCAUUCAAUAAUAAUAUUCUUCAUUCAAUAAAUCAAUAAAAGGACAAAUUUAACGUUAAGUGGAUCAGUACUGGGCAGACAGUUAGACGAGUUUUCUCAAGUUCGUAAUUGCAAUCUGCUCUAAUCUUCUCUAUUUUUGACCAACUUUUUUUGUGUGCAUUUAUUGGCGUUUGUCUACUGAAGCUUAAGGUUAUUUUAAGCGUUGUCUUAAUCAAGGACACGUGAUUCUCCGUAACGCAAGUUAUGAUAAAUGACUCCUUUCAGCUCUGUCGUUGAAUAAAGAAAAGCGUUUGAAUUUAUUUCGCAAGAACACGGGACAAAAAGAAUUCGUGAUUUGUCAGGAAAUAUCACUGUUAAUUACCUCUCAGGAAGUGAAUAUCACGUGCCCCGACAAGAAAAAGCUACCGCGCAUUUUUCAUUUAUCCCUGCGGUGGGCAUGAGAUCACUGACCUCUUUGUUUAAAAAAACUUAAGUAUCCGAAUAAGUGUUUGUUGUGAAAGACGAUGAGGUUAGCGGUCAAUCGAGACUUGUUUAUGGUCAUUAGGCAAGGCCAUAAUUGUGGUAACUAAAAACGUCAACAAGUCCAGUUUCUCAAAGCUCGCGUGUUAUACGAUCCUCCAUUGGUGUCAGAUGUCUCAUACUAAGGUCAGUGAGUUGUGGUUUGGUACCGCAGACAUCAUUAACGAAUAAAGGCACCCUACGAUUUCAUUCGGUACAGUUUUCAAAAUGAAACCAUUUAGCCCAUUGUUUAUUCUUGGGGCCUUGUUCGCUUGUCUAUCUUCUACCAUCGUCUUAAAACCCACAGCAGCCACCUUAAGCAAACCGCAACGUGCACAAGGUUAGUAUGGUUUCAGAUCAGUUACGCUAUUCGACUCAACGUGCAAAUUUUGGAGUGGGAACCCUUUUGCAUAUGGAGCGCUAACUUCUUGCGAGAUUUUGAUCAAAGCUUUAUAAGAUCUCAGCCUUCUUAAGAACUCGUUUAGGCAAGAACUACAAUUUUGUAGCUUUAGAAUUUGCGCGCCAGCUAAAGAGGAGAAGAGUUUCUUCAAAUUCCGAUGCCCUUGAGAUUACACUUCUCGCAGCCAACUUACUUAAUCAAAAAGGAAUUCAAAUUUCUCAGAACUUUAGGAGAAUGGUGAUGGAUAGCGUAAGAUACAUUUCAUUUAGCAGCAUGCCUCGUUACUGUAAUCGAAGAAGUUAAGAAUGUUUACAAUUUAAUGUUAGAAGCCGCCACAUCGAAAAAGGGCGUUGAAUACUCGACAAGAAAAAAAGCGUGUGUUUCUAACUUUACUUUUGAUCUCCAUGUACCAAAUACAUUUUGGCUGUCUUCUAGUUUCGCCGUAACUCGUAGAAAAAGUACACUAAACUUAGGAAAACAUGUUUUUUAAGGCGGUCGUUUGUAGAUGGGUGAAUUAUGUAAUCAAAGAUUACCUACGUAAUGAGAUCUUAAAUAGGAAAUGCGCAGCUUAUAUUGUACCGUUUCCUUCUGGCAUUACUUGUAUUGAAACUGUUCGCAAAAUAGACAGUAAAUAGAACAUGAAGGAAGGUAAAUUUUGAGCUCUAUCAUGGCACAAAUAAAAUUUUAUACCGUUAGUCAUAAGCAUGGAGCAAAGAUAUUUCCUGGGUCCUUCACGAAGACUUGAAGUACUGUAUUAAAUUCUUUGUUCAAUAACCGAGGUCAAAACCUUAGAGCUACUUCGACGGAAGUGCCCCAACAACUUUGAUCUCAUCGCUUUCUAUCGAUCAGAUGCCUAAAUUUUCUAAACAUGUACUCAUCAUCUUACACAACUUUAAUGAGGGUAGCAAAGAGAGGUGGGAGAGGGGGGGGAUGGUUAGGGGGAGGUCCUGAUUCCAUUUCACGUACGCACGAAAUUUAAGGGAAUUCAUGCGACACGUACUCUUAAAACAGUAUUUCACGCGUCAUGAAUUUAACAGUAAAACUUCAAAUCUCACCUGACCUUGGCUUUCUGUAAAAUUAAUCCGUCGCGUCCUUUAUUUGAUCUCAAUAACGCGUCACGAAUGAAGCCAACUUUUUUAAACUCAACGCAUUCCACACUGGCCAAAAAUGUUAAAAAUUUACUCUCUUUAUCUUAGCUUCUUGGUUUGUGGAACGAAAGCAACGUGUCCAGCGCGAUUUGGGCAGCACUCAAACCCCAAGUAGUAUCACCAACAUAUAUAACUCCACUGCUAAGCCAGCGACGAUUGAACGGACCACGAACUUCAAUCGCGGCAACCAGAGCGCAAGUGAUAUCACUUCGAAACCAACCAAACCAGGUGGAGAAAACAUUGACGAAGUUGCAAGUGAUAGUCACAAGGAGCAAAACAGUAGUCAAGAAUCAACAUCUGCUCCGAAUUUCGCCUAUUCCGGCAGUCCCAAGUCCACCGAUUCCGGAAACUUAAGUAACAAGGUUCCAUACUCUAAAUCGGUUGGUAACGAGGAUGACAACCGUAAAAGAGGCGACAUCCCUUCAGUUGUCAAACAGCACAGUACGUGGAUAGCUCUCCUGGCGAGCAUUUUGUUGUGUGCGUUUAUUCUAUUGCUGGUGCACAUAAUUAGAAAGAGAAGACGAAGAAAGCUGACGAUUGUACCUGAGGAUUGUAAAUGUGGAUCAACUUGCAGCUGUACUGGUAUUCAAGGCACGGAGUUAAUGAGCAGCAGACUUGAAAGUCAUUGCCACCCAGAUGUUACGCUAUCCGGUGCUACUGGCUAGUCAAUUAGAUACCUACAGUAGCUGAAAACAUUUUAAGGGAAAAUGGUCAUUUUCCCACCUUCUGAAUCCACUUUCGAGUCAUCGUGAUCCUCGAGUAUAGUGGUUCUUAUCUUUGUGAUUUAUUUGCAGCUCGCGCUAUUGUUCUAAAUCGCAUCUUUUAUUACCUAGUGAGAAAAAAAAACCUAUUUUUGUAGCGAUCGAGGUCUAGUCUUGAAUUUAGGCGCUUGAAUUGUGCGAUUUUAAAAUGGAUGAAAAAAACAGGCAAUUGCAAUUCGCGACAAGCAAUGACGGUUGGUCUAAAAUCAUGAUGGUGUGAUACCUCUUUUGUUCGAGUUGUUUGUUGUAAAAAGAAAACACGACAACAAUUUUCCAUUGCAAUUUCUCUUAACUUUGAACAUUUUUGUCUCAUUCUGGGAGUGGGUAUUUGGAAAUAAAGCCAA
Molecule: messenger RNA, 13032 nt
Organism: Pocillopora meandrina
Lineage: Eukaryota; Metazoa; Cnidaria; Anthozoa; Scleractinia; Pocilloporidae
Source: the annotation of a GenBank genome assembly